AGUUCAGCUGAGUGAUGGACUCUCGAUCAGUUCUUGAGGAACUCCUGGCUUUGUGCCUUCAGAGGAUCAACAUUGAUGAAGAUGCUUUGAACACCGAGAAAGGAUUCAUUGAAGUGGUCAAAAACUUUGAAGCCAGUAGGAAGAAAUGGCUGCAUGCAGAGCUGGAACUGAAGAAAUACAAGGAGCUGCUGGUGAAGUCAGACAUUGCCAAAGCUGCUCUGGAAGUCAAACUGAAACACGCCCGUAACCAACUGGAUGUGGAAAUGAAGAAACGCUUGAAGAUUGAAGCAGACUAUCAGUACUUGCAGCGGCAGAUGCAGCUUAUGUGCGACAUUCUGAUCCAUGACAGCAAGUCCAGUGGCUGCCUGAACGAUGAGCAAAAGUCUCUUUUGGCUACUUUUGAGUACAAAGGAGGAAACGUUACUCUGCACAAGAGUAGCAAACGAUUGUCAGUCAUUGAUGAAUCCUCAUUUCUGUCACACUCGGAUAUCAGCUAUGACAGGACAGAAGAUGAUGUGGAUAUGGAUUCAGCUGUGAUAAAGCCCCUGAGAUCUCGAGCCCGAGAAAGACGGCGUUCAUCUAUGGGCCUGGCUGUUGGAACUGCAGCUAGCAAGAAGGAGAAAGUUGAAACUAUGUCCACUGAGCCAAUGGACAAAAAAGCUGUGGAACAGGAGGUUCAGAUGGUGGUAAAGCUGAUGACACCUGAGAUGAUCAGCCAGGAGCCCCAACAACAUCAAAACACCGUUACACCAGAGUUCUCUUCUGGUUCAACGGGGAGACGAGAUCAAAUGCCUGUGUGGCCAUCUGGUGGAAAUACUGUGGUGCAACCUAAAGCAAACAUGGAGGUCACCUCUACAAGACCCGAAAAACCACCAAAGCACAUUUUCAUUUCCAAAACGGUGAUCCGGCCAGAGACCUGCUCCCAGUGUGGGAAGAGGAUCCGCUUUGGGAAAGUUGUCAUGAAAUGCAGAAACUGCCGUGUUGUUGUUCAUCCAGAGUGCCAGAACAAAUGUGCGAAUGGCUGCUCUGGUGUGACACAAGGAAUGAGAGCUCCACCGGACUCACUGGAGGCUUUUGCACCUCUGAAUGAUCCUAGAAUUCCACAUCUUAUUGUGGAAUGUGUCAAAGAAAUUGAGAAGCGAGGACUGGAGGAGAGAGGAUUAUACAGAGUCCCUGGAAAUGAACGCCUGGUGAAGCUGCUCAAAGAUCGCUAUUUUCAGAGAAAACUACCACUGAUGCUCAAUAAGGUGGAUGACAUCCAUGUGGUGUGUGGCUUCCUCAAGGACUUUUUAAGGAGUCUGAAUGAGCCUCUCAUCACUUUCAAGUUGCACAGAAAUUUCAUGGAAGCCUCAGACAACAGUGCUGCUGUGAUGUACCAGGUUGUAGGUGAGCUGCCAAAGGCAAACAGAACCACUCUGGCUUUCCUUAUGCUUCACCUCCAGAGAGUUAUGAGGAGCCCAAAAUGUCAAAUGGACCAAAAUAAUUUGGCCCGGGUGUUUGGACCAACCAUAGUAGGACAUGGAACAUCUGAACCAUGUACGAUGACCAUCAUAAAGGAUGUCAACACUCAGCCAAAGGACCCCAUCAGCUGGAAAACCCAACGGAACACCCACGUUUCCCUGGCUGUGGUCGAUCGAUGGCUCCUUUCAGUAGACAGGGAUGAACAAGUAGUUGGUGGUUGCCAGUUAGAAUGCAGGGCCGUAUGGAGUUCAUCUCCGACCACUAUCUUUGUUCUUGCUCUUUGUUUCUCUUUCGGGAUCAGUCCACGUUUUUUCUUCUCGCUGUCUCGUCUGAUGUGGCGCUCUGCUCGAGGAGGGGACAAACCGGACCAGGCAGCAUCUUUGGGAUAUAAGGAGAAACUGCAAGCCUUCAACUACAGAAGAGCGGGGGAAGAGGACCAAAGCGUCUACCUCAACGACGGUCUCUCAGGCGGGGUCAGGGAGGAGCAGCACGUGGGCCACAAUAAAGCGAUUCUUAAGACCCUGAACACUUUAUCGCACUCUGGCGUCCAGGAAAACGACCAGAGGGAUGAUGUGUCAUCAUGA
Thalassophryne amazonica is the source of this 2045-nucleotide messenger RNA. RefSeq names its product rac GTPase-activating protein 1-like. Lineage: Eukaryota; Metazoa; Chordata; Actinopteri; Batrachoidiformes; Batrachoididae. The record is from RefSeq and is a predicted model, not a curated record. Gene Ontology annotation, biological process: signal transduction. The transcript has 16 exons. The coding region runs from base 15 to 2045 and encodes 676 amino acids.